Messenger RNA from Aspergillus alliaceus, 225 nucleotides. RefSeq lists its product as uncharacterized. NCBI's taxonomy places the organism in Eukaryota, Fungi, Ascomycota, Eurotiomycetes, Eurotiales, Aspergillaceae. Bases 1 to 225 code for a protein of 74 amino acids. The record is from RefSeq and is a predicted model, not a curated record. The transcript has 2 exons.
AUGUACCAACAAAUCAUUGGACGAUCGAGUCAACGGAUGGGCAACGCGGCCAAAAGAAUUGGAUCACCUACCCAGUCCGAUGACUCUUCAAACCGCACACAGAUCAACUCGUCUUUAUUGCGUCGACAGGGACCCGCUUGGCUUGUCGCCGGGGGUGGAAUGGGUGCGACUUUGGAAGGGGUCUAUUUGAUGCUACGUUCGUUCCGGCGGCUGAGAUAUAUCUGA